Messenger RNA from Drosophila novamexicana, 1103 nucleotides. RefSeq names its product extensin. The record is from RefSeq and is a predicted model, not a curated record. Bases 124 to 993 code for a protein of 289 amino acids. The transcript has 3 exons. NCBI's taxonomy places the organism in Eukaryota, Metazoa, Arthropoda, Insecta, Diptera, Drosophilidae.
GAAAACCCCGAGUGCAGUUGACGAUUUAUGUGUUAAUUUUUUGGACAUUUCUUGAGGCUUCCUGCAAGGCGAAUAAGCCCAGAACACAACUUUUGCAUACCAAAAAGGCAACAGACAGAGACAAUGCACAACUUAAAGUCCAGUCUGCCGCUGCUGCUGUUGCUUUUGGCCUUGUCGCUGUGCAUAAGCUCCUGCCAUGGUGGUCGACGUCUGCGCAAGAAGCCGAAGGUCUACAAUGCACUCAUCACCACAGACGACAAUUUGACCUCGAGUCGCGCCUAUCCGGUCAUUCAACCCACCAUACACGAGCCAGGCUAUGCGCCAUUUGGGCCCUAUAACCCAUUCGGUUUCUACAGUCCGCCGCUGGUAAGAUUCGGACAGCCACUGGUGCCAGGUCUGCCGCCCAAUGAGCGGCUGCCGUAUCCACUGCCCACAGCGCCGCAAUAUCCGCCCGUCUAUACAUCCUUUGAUAUCAACCAGCCCAGCAUUGUGCCGGCGGAAGAGCAGCCACAGCCGCAACCACAACCUGAGCUGGCGCCACAAGCUCCAGCCCAGCCAGAAGAGGCAGAGCCCAAGGAGCUUAAGACCAAGGAGCAGCUGCCGCUGCCACUCAACGAACGGGGACUGCCGCCUGUUUUGAUACCACUUUCAUCUCAAUUUAGUGGCCAACCCAUGCAUCUGCCACCCUAUCCAUAUCACCAAUACCCGCUAAUCUAUGACCAGGCGGGCUAUGUUCAACAGCGCGAGAACUUGUUGCCGCCCUACGAUUACUAUCCCAGCCAGGGCUAUCCAACGCGCAGUCCUCCAGCUGCUGCGCCGGCAAUGCAACCGGCAGAGCCGGAGGUGCAGCCCUUGCCACUGGAUAGCCUCGAUGCCACGCCCAGUUUUGAUGACAUCAAAAAUGGUUCGGAGAACAAAAAUAGCGAUGUGCCCGAUGUACCGCCGCCACCAAUACCUUCCGGGCCAAAGCGCCCUAGACCAAAGGAUAAUUGAGGCGUGAUUUUUGGCGCCGGCCCCUAACAAAAUAUACGCGUAUUUAUUACCAUUUUCUUUAAGCAUUUCGAUUUGAUGUAUUUGUACGUUGUCGUUUAAUAAUAUAAUUA